UUGCUUUUAAGCGUUGUGAAAACAUACUACUUAUUAUUAGUUAUAUAAAAUAGUGAGUUAGUUCUAUUUGAGAUAAGAAAAUGUAUCUUCCGUCUUUAAUAAACAGCUCAAAACAAAAUGACAAGAAGUCAACUGCAGAAUUUCUGGCUAGCGUGGCUUCUGAUAUUAUGGUUACCCCUGCCAGCACAAUAUCGUUGGACGGAUUGACAGGGGUUCCUACUCGUACAACAUCGACAUUAACACCGACGACACUUCGCAACAUUGAACAGACGUUCAUCGACCUGCAGUGCCAGGAGGAGACUCAUCAGAACCAGGCUGGCUUUGUGCCUCCUGUGGUUCAGCCUGUCACUCACGGUUCUGGCUUGUUCAUGAGUCUAAUAGAUCGCAAGAGCUGGGGUGGGGGCAGCACUGUCAUAGGAGACUCUCACUCCAGCAACGACAGCACUCUGUCCAUCACCCCACCUAGCUCCAUCCCCACCACGACACGAAGGAACAUGGGCGGCCGUCGACCUAUCAAGGAUAAGAAUAUAUCUCCCGAGGAAGAAGAAAGAAGGCAAGUCCGGAGAGAACGAAACAAACUGGCGGCAGCUAGAUGUCGAAAACGAAGACUUGAUCACACGAACGAAUUGCUGGAGGAGACAGAAGGCCUUGAAGACAAAAAAAAUAGUUUGUUGCAAGAAAUUGAACAGCUUAAAACAGAGAGAGAAGAUUUAGAAUUCAUUUUGGAAGCUCACAAAGCGACUUGUCGGUUGAACAGAUCAGACUCACCCCCAGAUGUGAAGCCUUUUAGCCUCAAUGCCAAUAAGUUCUUGUUGGGAUCUGCACCUGCGAAGAUGGACCAAAAAUCAUUUGAGACCAAGAGACCACGGCCCACAUCACUACCUGUCGCCCCUCGCAAAAUGAUCAAUGUGGCUACGUCUGAGGUAGCCGGGGUACCGAUCACCACCCCCACAGCUGGUAUGCCUUUCAACUUUGACUCCCUCAUGGACGGAGGCACUGGCCUCACACCUGUGUCUGGUCCUCUCAUCCCCUCCUGCGCCACUCAGCAGCGUAGCGGCUGUGUUGAUUUGUCCAGCCCUGACACAUUGCCAAACAAGCUUGUCUCCCUCUGACAUUAGGCCUCACAAAUGCAACAUAUAUUAUUUAUUUAAGUGUUAACAGAUUAUUAAUAAAUCAAAUUUAUAUUAGGUAUUAUUGAAUAAUUGUAAAGUUAUUGUGUUUAUGAAUGUAAUAUAUAUUGCUGAAGUUAAUUAACUGUAUCGGUGCUUCGGUACAGUAGGGUGCCUGGUAGCAGCCUAGUUGUACCGAGAUAUCGACUGAUCUCAUUUGUCGUAGAUUUGUUUGCAGUUUUGAACUCUGCCUCCAGCAUUUUAUUUCUAGAUAGUAUAUUUAUAAUGUAUAGAGAUUAUUUACCAUUAUAAAGUAAGGAAGAUAGAAUAAACAAUAUGCCUGUGAUGUUAAGCUUUUCUAUGAGUUUGUUUGUCAAUAUGAUGCCGCAAUAUAAGGAAAUAUUUUGCAAUAUGUUUUCUUACCAAAGAUAAAUUGCCACCACAUGCCUUGUAACACACAUUUGGAGGUAUUUGUAAGAUGAAUAAACUUUUUUUAUACAAUUAAA
Messenger RNA from Macrosteles quadrilineatus (aster leafhopper), 1615 nucleotides. RefSeq names its product transcription factor kayak (gene kay). The transcript is spliced from 5 exons. Gene Ontology annotation, biological process: regulation of transcription by RNA polymerase II. Gene Ontology annotation, cellular component: nucleus. The record is from RefSeq and is a predicted model, not a curated record. The coding region runs from base 81 to 1112 and encodes 343 amino acids. Lineage: Eukaryota; Metazoa; Arthropoda; Insecta; Hemiptera; Cicadellidae. Gene Ontology annotation, molecular function: DNA-binding transcription factor activity, RNA polymerase II-specific; RNA polymerase II cis-regulatory region sequence-specific DNA binding.